Messenger RNA from Melospiza melodia melodia, 1649 nucleotides. RefSeq names its product cytochrome P450 20A1. Gene Ontology annotation, cellular component: membrane. The record is from RefSeq and is a predicted model, not a curated record. Gene Ontology annotation, molecular function: monooxygenase activity; heme binding; iron ion binding. Bases 121 to 1446 code for a protein of 441 amino acids. NCBI's taxonomy places the organism in Eukaryota, Metazoa, Chordata, Aves, Passeriformes, Passerellidae. The transcript has 13 exons.
ACAUCUUUGAUCUAACCAGAUGAAUAAUCCUGGUUUAGCCAGUGGCACCAGGCCUACAGUUGAGGUUUAUCGGCUUAGCAGGUUUAAAGCUGCAGAUGUAGCAUACCCAGCUCCUGUUUCAUGUUUGCAUCUAGGCAAGCAUCAGGUAUCCCUGGUCUGGCUCCAACUGAUGAAAAGGAUGGCAACCUGCCAGAUAUCAUUGCCAGCAGCAGCUUACAUGAGUUUCUUGUCAACCUUCAUGAGAAAUAUGGGCCACUGGUCUCCUUCUGGUUUGGAAGGCGUCUUGUUGUCAGUCUCGGCUCCAUCGAUCUCCUGAAACAGCAUGUUAACCCCAACCGGUUGUUGGAUCCCUUUGAGACAAUGCUGAAAUCCCUCUUGAGGUACCAGUCCAGCCUGAAUGAGGAUACAGGAGAGAGUCACAUGAGGAGAAAACUGUAUGAGAAUGGUGUGACCAAGUCCUUGCAAAGUAAUGUUGCUCUCAUCCAGAAGCUGUCAGAAGAGCUGUUGGCCAAAUGGCUGUCUCUCCCUGAGGCACAACAUGUGCCACUCUGCCAGCACAUGCUGGGCUUUGCCAUGAAGUCUGUCACACAGACAGCUAUGGGCAGCAGCUUCGAAGAUGACCGGGAAGUCAUCCGAUUCCGCAGGCACCACGACGCAAUCUGGUCAGAGAUUGGAAAAGGUUUCUUGGAUGGGUCUCUUGACAAAAACAUGACUAGGAAGAAGCACUAUGAAGAUGCUCUGGUGGAGAUGGAAUCCAUCUUGAAGAAGGUUACAAAGGAGCGCCGAGGCAGAUCAUUCAACAGGCAUGUCUUUGUAGACACCUUGCUGCAGGGGAGCCUGAGUGACCAGCAGAUUCUGGAAGAUACAAUGAUUUUCUCUUUGGCAGGAUGUGUAAUCACUGCUAACUUGUGCACCUGGGCAGUCUAUUUCCUGACAACCUCAGAAGAUGUUCAGCAGAAUCUCUACAAGGAGCUGGACCGUGUUCUGGGGAAGGGACCAAUUACCCAUGAGAAAAUGGAGCAGCUCAGGUACUGCCGGCAGGUCCUGUGUGAGACAGUGCGGACAGCAAAGCUCACUCCCAUUGCUGCACAGCUGCAGGAGCUGGAGGGCAGAGUCGACCAACACACUAUCCCCAAAGAGACACUUGUGCUUUAUGCUCUUGGUGUGAUGCUGCAGGAUAGUUCAUCUUGGCCAUCACCAUACAAGUUUGACCCAGACAGAUUCAAUGAGGAAUUAGCCAUGAAAAACCUCUCCUUGUUGGGUUUCUCAGGAAGCCAGGAGUGCCCAGAGUUGAGGUUUGCCUAUAUGGUGGCCACAGUUCUGCUGAGUGUCCUGGUAAGGAAACUGUAUCUCCACCCAGUGAAAGGACAAGUCAUGGAGGCAAAAUAUGAACUGGUAACCUCACCAAAGGAGGAAGCCUGGAUAACGGUGUCUAAGAGAAGCUAAGAGCAAGCAAAACAAGGGUUAAAAGUGCCAGCAGUGAAGUUCUGAGCAAGGGUCUUAACGAGAAUCAUACUGCCACUGUGUUUACUCAGCCAAGGAAUUUUAUAUCCAGAAAAUUUUUUUACCUUCCAUAUUCUUAACCUCAUGCCUAUCUUGGGUACUCUCUCUAAUUCAACCAGUAGUCAUAUUAAAGUAGAUUUAAUCUA